AUGGCACCAACUUCAAAGUACGUGGCUGUGGUUGCUAUCGAUUUUGGAACCACCUACAGCGGAUUUUCUUUCUCCUUCUAUGGCAAUAGAGGCGAAGGAGGGAUUCACAUGAACAGAGAAUGGGGAAACGAAGAAGGACGGAGCACAUUGAAGACUCCAACGUCAAUUCUUCUAUCUCCCAAAUUAGAAUUUGACUCUUUUGGAUACGAAGCUGAUGAUAAAUAUGUCCACCUCAAGAACGGAGUGGACAAGGAGUACUAUUACUUGAAACAUUUUAAGAUGGAACUGCACAAAUCAAAGACCUUAGACCGGAACACUAAGCUUGUGGCAGCCAAUGGAAAGCAAAUAGAUGCCAUGAUCGUUUUCUCGCUGUCGAUAAAAUACAUGAAGGAUGAAGCAAUCAAAACCAUACGUCAAAGAACAGGAAACGCCUCGUAUGAUGCAAAGGACAUCCAGUGGGUCCUCACUGUUCCUGCCAUAUGGUGUCCAGGAGCCAAACAGUUUAUGAGAGAAGCCGCGUGCACGGCUGGAAUCACUUCUGAAAACACCAAGGAGCAGUUAAUAAUCGCAUUGGAACCUGAAGGUGGAGCAAUCUUCUGUCGAGAAAGAAGUCUGAGAGAUUUUUCCGACCAAAAAGGAGAUGCUAGUAUUUCUGACGUCUUUACUCGUCCUGGUCAUUCUUAUGCAAUGGUUGAUAUUGGAGGCGGGACGCUAGAUGUUACGGUUCAUGAGGUCCUCACUGACGGCAGUAUCAAAGAAGUUCACCAAGUGAGUGGGGGUCCUUUCGGUGGUAUUUACGUUGACCAAAAGUUUGAGCACUUACUUGAAAAUCUUUUCGAAAGGGCAACCAUCAGGAAAUUCCGCACCGAUUAUCCGGCAGACUGGCUGCGCAUGAUGAAUGAAUUUGAAAUGAAGAAAAGGGGAAGGCGAGCUUUUGACGACAAGCCCACUCGAAUAACUCUCCCCCGUAGCUUCCUUAACCAGGUGUAUAAACCCGGAAAGUCUGAUGUGGCCGGACGCCUUGCAAUGUCUUGCAACAUUAGGGAUGUAGAAAUAUACAACGAUGAGUUUAUCUGCUUGGGGCCCACUGCGAUGAAGAGCCUUUUUUAUCCAGUAGUUUCUGGAAUUGUUGGCCACUUAGAAGGACUGUUGAGAAAACCUGAACUGCAGAACCUGACUUGCCUCUUCAUGGUUGGUGGUUUUGCUGAGUCAGUAAUUCUGCAGGAAGCCAUGAAGACGGCAUUUAACAUGAGAUUUCCAAUAUUAAUUCCCAACUACGCUGGUAUUGCAGUUGUUCAAGGCGCAACCAUGUUUGGCCAGAAGCCUGAGGUGAUCUCUUCCAGAAUUAUGGCUACGACGUAUGGUUUUGGCGGAAUCAGAUCCUUUAAUCCCAAGACAGACGACCCAAAGAAGAAGUUUAUCGUUCUGGGUGAAGAAAAGUGCAACGAUAUCUUUGAGAUCAUUGUAAAGGAAAAUGAGAGUGUAAAAGUAGGAGAGAAGAGGUGUUUCACUCGAUACCCCUUAUACCCCGAUCAAAAGAAUGCAGUGACUCGGUUUUACACUUCUACUGAUGUAAAUGUCAAAUACACAACAGACCACUCUGUCGGACCCAGUAUAGGAAAUUUGUCCGUCGAAUCGCCUAACACUUCACUUGGAAAGAAUCGCGAUAUCGAGUUAAGCGUCUUCUUCGGAGGAACUGAAAUAAAAGCAACUGCGGUAGAUAAGGCAAGUAUGAACACCGCUGUUGUGUACCUCGACUUUCUGUGUAAAUCUUAAAUGCGCCUAAGGUUUCCUUCGUCGGAUUCUCCUCCAACGGUCUCUUAUUAGUGAUUUGCAGGAGGAGUAUAGUAUGGUGAAAGCAAAGAUAAAAUUUGCACUGUACUUCUCUGGUAAUUUUUUGGGUGGUCUUUGUUCGUUACUCUAGUAAAAUAAAAUAUGUACACAGCAACAUCCGACACGAGAAAAAAAACAGGUUUUACUUUUGUUCAGCAGUAUUCCUAAUAUUGUAUUCAAGUUGAAAUUUGAACUUCCGUUUUUAAUAGAUUUGCAGUUCUCGUCUCUUUGUAGAGAGGGGAAAUGGUACUUAAGAAAACCAAUAUAGGAAUAACAAUUGAGUCAAUUGAGAUUUUAUCGAAAACGAGGUUAGAAUUUAGGAGGCCAAUAAUGAAUUUGUAUUACUCAUAGUACUGAAAUACAAAUAUUAAAUACAAAGUAAGGCACAGGGGAAAAAAUGGGCAUACUUUAGACACUUAUUUACAACCAUACGGUGUGUUGCUUUUAAUUCUAGACAUACAUGUGUAAUCGUACCAGAUACAAAAAUAUAUAUUGAGUAUGAGGAAUAAAAAUUGAGCUCACAAGACUGAUCUAAGGAUAUUCACGGUUUUCGAAAUUCUUCUCAAGGAUCAGCGUAAAAACGCUUUCAAAUCACAAGGUUAGUUUCUUGCUAUGUAAAUCAUGACAACAGUUUCAAUUUUACAUUUUUGCAGUUGUAAUUCACUAAAAGUUACAUCAAAAGACCAUGAGGUGAAGUUCUCUUGGUUAUGGUAGGAUUUGGCACGUAUAGGAUAAACACCCUCAGAGAAAAGGCGAUUUUAGUGAUCGGCAUUAGAUUCAGUUUACUUAAAGUCGAGUUACUCACUAUUACUUGCUUCAUUUAACCCUUAGUUAUCUCUUCCGAAAAUUUUUUGUAGCCACGAUAUAGCAGCAAUUAUGAUAAACUGUUGAUAUUUUAGGACAAUUUUUGGUAUAGAUACAACAGAAUAGGGUUUGCUCCCACGAGUUUUCGUUGAAAAACUAACUGUUGAUCGUUCGUCGACCUGGCUGACAUUUCAAAAACCCGAGCGAGUCAAAGAAAAAGCUGUAGGUUUGCCAGUUGAAAGAUUUAGAUGCACCUUUUCACAUUGUAUUAUAUAAAAUUUGUGUUUUUCGAGUGGUACUUUUUUCCUUAAGAAGACAAAUGUUUAAUGGUACUUGUUAACUACAAGAGUUGGGCAGAGUAAAUAUUCCGAGUCUUGUCAUCUUGUUAUGCUAUGUCCGCUCUAAGCAGUUAUACUGAUUUUGUAGUAAUAUACAUGUACCUAUAAGUUGUAAAUAAAAGCAAUUAAAAAAUUAGGC
Molecule: messenger RNA, 3114 nt
Organism: Pocillopora verrucosa
Lineage: Eukaryota; Metazoa; Cnidaria; Anthozoa; Scleractinia; Pocilloporidae
Product: heat shock 70 kDa protein 12A
Source: RefSeq, a predicted model, not a curated record